Hyposmocoma kahamanoa is the source of this 640-nucleotide messenger RNA. Its product is annotated as migration and invasion enhancer 1. The transcript is spliced from 3 exons. The coding region runs from base 234 to 560 and encodes 108 amino acids. Lineage: Eukaryota; Metazoa; Arthropoda; Insecta; Lepidoptera; Cosmopterigidae. The record is from RefSeq and is a predicted model, not a curated record.
CACAUGUAUCAAAUUAUCAAAUUAUUGUUGCAAAUAGUAUACAGUUAUCUGUGAUAGUAUAUUUGAGAUGAGGAUAUUAUAUUGAUAUGAUGAUAAUAAUUAGUGUGUACGUAUUAGUUAAAACAAAUCUCCAAAUGUCAUCAAUUUCUAAAUUAAAGUAAUUCUCUAAACGUCUAGUAUUAUGUAAUGAAAUGUUUGUUUAAUUGCUUUGAUAUGAAUAAAACUAAAUAAAAAUGACAGAACCUAAAGAGAAAGCUGCAACUGCAAAAGAAAUUCCUAAAGUGCAAGUAGAAUAUUGUGGAACCUGUGAUUAUGGAGGACAUUGUUUAGCUCUGGCUAAGGCUAUACUAGAAAGUACUCCCAAUGCUCUAGUAAAUUGUCAAAGGGGACGUCAAGGGUCGUUUGAAGUGCAAGUGAACAAUACACUAAUAUAUUCGAAACUGCAAACAAUGGCUUUACCAGAUUAUGAUGAAGUAGCUCAAGUGGUUAACGACGUGUCACAAGGUGCAGAACCGAGGUUAAUAAAAGGACAACAACCAAUAAAUUGUGUCAUAUCAUAACAUUUAUUACAUACUUUUGUAACAAACAACUUAGUCUACAACAAGCAUAAUAUAUUAUUUAUUUUGUAACUUAAAUUACG